Python bivittatus (Burmese python) is the source of this 6034-nucleotide messenger RNA. It is a transcript of the gene NOS1, whose product is annotated as nitric oxide synthase 1. Lineage: Eukaryota; Metazoa; Chordata; Lepidosauria; Squamata; Pythonidae. Gene Ontology annotation, biological process: nitric oxide biosynthetic process. The record is from RefSeq and is a predicted model, not a curated record. Gene Ontology annotation, molecular function: NADP binding; heme binding; FMN binding.
CGUUCCGAAGUGAGCCGCUCCGGGAGGACUCGCCGGCCCGGGAGCCAGAUAAAGAAGAUGUGAAACUAAUUCCAUGUCCCAAGACACUGAAGAAUGCUUGGCAAGCACCAUCUUUUCCAACCAUCUGUUGAGCCCGAAGAUGUUCAGCUUGGUUAUCCAUUCAUUUCAUGUAGGACGGAUGGCUUUGUUGCAUUCUAGGGAAUGAAACAGAGCUGGAACAGAUCUGCAGAGAUGGUUGCAUGACCUGUGAAUUUAUCUGUUGUCAGGGGGUGAAGCUCCACAAAGAAGACUUGCUUUCCCCAGCACAUGCUUGCAAAUAGAUAUAAAGCCUUCUACCCUGUCUCUCUUUCUCAUUAGAGGUUGGUGGCUCAGCUGUGAACUAACUGAGAGUCAGUCUCUACACCGUGAGAUCCUGUUCUCUAGGGCUAGAAGAUUUCAGGACUACAAUGGAAGAGAAUGUAUUCAGUGUCCAACAGAUUCAACCGAAUGUAAUCUCAGUGAAGCUCUUCAAGCGCAAGGUUGGUGGUCUUGGGUUCCUGGUCAAGGAACGAGUCAACAAGCCACCAGUGAUCAUCUCUGAUUUAAUCCGAGGAGGGGCAGCAGAACAAAGUGGCCUUAUUCAGACAGGAGAUAUUAUCCUAGCAGUCAAUGGGAAGCCCCUGGUUGAUAUGAACUAUGACACUGCCUUAGGAGUUCUUAGAAGCAUUGCAUCAGAAACUUAUGUUGUUCUCAUCUUAAGAGGCCCAGAGGGCUUCACCACUCACCUAGAGACAACCUUUGCUGGAGACGGGACACCAAAGACUAUCCGAGUCACCAGACCUCUGUGCGUGACCCCAAUAGUAGGUGACCAGGCAUCUGCUCCAAGCAUUCACGCCAAAGACAAGCAACAGGGGGAAGAACACAGCAUGGGUGGCUCUGUCAGCUCCCGAUGUACCCGGGAGAACGGGCAGGGGGAAGAAACCCUGGUGCACAUCAAUGGCAUGAUAGCCAGCAACGUGGCCAGGGGCACUCUGAAAGGAAACCAGGAUAUUUCUGGCCAUUGUCUCAAUGGCAGUGUUGAAAACAGUGAACUGCUCAAAGAGAUUGAACCAGUUCUGGAUCUUCUGAAGGGCAACAACAAGGAGUUCAAUGGCGAUGCUGAAGCCAAGAUGGGAAUGAGAAAUGUUGAAGUCCAGGUGGACAGUUUCUGGGAAACGGACCGGAAGUCGCCAAAGACAUUGCCAACCGGGAUGGAGAAUGAUCGAGUCUUCAGUGACCUGUGGGGGGAAUCUGAAACACCCCCCAUGCCAAGCAACAUGUCUUCAGACAAGGACCAGAUCCCUUCUGGCUGGCAGUCCCCUACCAAAAAUGUGGUGAACGGAAGCCCUUCCAAGUGCCCGCGUUUUGCCAAAGUGAGGAACUGGGAAACGGGCUGUGUGCUCAGCGAUACUUUGCAUUUGAAGUGCUCCAUGGUGACCCCCUGCAGUGAACAGGUCUGCAUGGGUUCCAUCAUGACUCCUUCUCAGCAUGUCCGAAAACCAGAAGACGUCCGGACAAAGGAUCAGCUACUCCUCCUGGCCAAAGAAUUCAUCGAUCAAUACUACUCCUCCAUCAAGAGGUUUGGCUCCAAAGCUCACAUGGAAAGGCUAGUGGAGGUCACCAAGGAGAUAGAAACUACCGACACUUACCAGUUGCGAGAUACAGAGCUGAUCUACGGAGCCAAGCAUGCGUGGCGCAAUGCCUCCCGUUGCGUGGGUAGAAUCCAGUGGUCCAAGCUGCAGGUUUUUGAUGCCCGGGACUGUACCACCGCCCAUGGGAUGUUCAACUACAUUUGCAACCACAUCAAAUAUGCCACUAACAAAGGGAACCUCAGGUCUGCCAUCACCAUCUUCCCACAAAGGACCGAUGGCAAACACGACUUCCGAGUCUGGAACUCCCAGCUCAUCCGUUAUGCUGGAUAUAAGCAACCAGACGGUACCAUCUUGGGUGAUCCAGCCAAUGUGGAGCUGACGGAGAUUUGCCUACAGCAAGGGUGGAAAGCCCCCUACGGCCGAUUCGAUGUCCUACCACUCCUUCUCCAGGCCAAUGGCAAUGACCCUGAGCUUUUUGAAAUCCCACCUGAGUUGGUGUUGGAAGUCCCCAUUAGACAUCCCAAAUUCGACUGGUUUAAAGACCUCGGGCUUCAGUGGUAUGGUUUACCAGCUGUUUCUAACAUGCUGCUAGAGAUUGGAGGCUUGGAAUUCUCAGCAUGCCCCUUCAGUGGUUGGUACAUGGGGACCGAGAUUGGAGUCCGGGACUACUGUGACAACUCUCGUUACAACAUCCUAGAGGAAGUUGCUAAAAAGAUGAAUUUGGACAUGCGGAAGACCUCCUCUCUCUGGAAGGACCAGGCACUAGUGGAAAUCAACAUUGCAGUCCUGUACAGCUUCCAGAGCGACAAGGUGACGAUUGUGGAUCAUCACUCGGCCACCGAGUCUUUCAUCAAACACAUGGAGAAUGAGUACCGUUGCCGGGGAGGUUGUCCAGCUGACUGGGUAUGGAUUGUCCCGCCCAUGUCUGGAAGCAUCACCCCUGUCUUCCACCAGGAAAUGCUCAACUACCGACUUACACCAUCCUUUGAGUACCAGCCUGACCCUUGGAACACACAUAUCUGGAAAGGUGUAAAUGGCACUCCCACCAAGAAGAGAGCGAUUGGCUUUAAAAAACUAGCUAAAGCUGUGAAGUUCUCUGCGAAGUUGAUGGGACAGGCAAUGGCGAAGAGGGUCAAAGCAACCAUCCUGUAUGCCACAGAAACAGGGAAGUCCCAGGUCUAUGCAAAAACCCUGUGUGAAAUCUUCAAGCACGCCUUUGAUGCCAAGGUGAUGUCAAUGGAUGAGUAUGAUACUGUUCACCUGGAACAUGAAACCCUAGUUCUGGUGGUCACGAGCACCUUUGGCAACGGAGACCCUCCUGAGAAUGGAGAGAAAUUUGGGUGUGCCUUGAUGGAGAUGAAGAAUCCCAACUCCGGCUUGGAAGAAAACAGAAGCUACAAAGUACGCUUCAACAGUGUCUCCUCAUAUUCGGAUGCUCGGAAAUCUUCUAUCGAUGGACCCGAAGCCAGGGACAACUUUGAGAGUACUGGUCCUCUGGCCAACGUCAGGUUCUCUGUCUUUGGGUUGGGCUCACGGGCUUACCCUCACUUCUGCGCCUUUGCCCGUGCGGUGGACACGCUCCUGGAAGAGCUGGGAGGGGAACGCAUCCUGAGGAUGGGCGAGGGGGAUGAACUGUGUGGUCAGGAGGAAUCCUUCAGAACAUGGGCCAAGAAAGUUUUCAAGGCAGCAUGUGACGUGUUCUGUGUGGGAGAUGACGUCAACAUCGAAAAAGCCAAUAAUUCUCUCAUCAGCAACGACCGAAGCUGGAAGAGAAGCAAGUUCCGGCUGACCUAUGUUGCUGAGGCCCCAGAGCUGACCCAAGGUUUAUACAGCAUUCACAAAAAACGAGUCUAUGCUGCUCGGCUUCUGGCACGUCAGAAUCUUCAAAGCCCAAACUCCAGCCGCUCCACAAUCUUCUUGCGGCUUCACACCAACGGGCAGCAAGGGUUGCGUUACCUGCCCGGAGAUCAUCUUGGAGUAUUUCCGGGGAACCAUGAAGAUUUAGUUAACACCUUGAUUGAAAGGCUGGAAGAUGCUCCUCCCACCAACCAGCUAGUGAAAGUGGAACUUUUGGAAGAGAGAACGACAGCUUUAGGUGUCAUCAGCAACUGGACAGAUGAGGACCGCCUUCCUUCUUGUACCAUCUUCCAGGCAUUCAAAUAUUAUCUGGACAUCACCACCCCUCCCACGCCAAUUCUGCUGCAGCAGUUUGCCUUACUGGCCACCAACGAGAAAGAGAAGAAGCGGCUCCAAGUUCUUAGCAUGGGCCUUCAGGAUUAUGAGGAAUGGAAAUGGUCCAAAAACCCCACCAUGGUAGAAGUGCUGCAAGAAUUCCCAUCAGUCCAGAUGCCUUCCACCUUCCUGCUAACCCAGCUCCCUUUGCUUCAACCUCGUUACUACUCCAUUAGCUCCUCUCCUGACAUGUACCCGGAUGAGGUCCACCUCACAGUGGCGGUGGUGUCCUAUCACACCAGAGAUGGGGAAGGUCCAAUUCACCAUGGAGUAUGUUCUUCCUGGUUCAACCAGAUACAGGAGGAUGAAGUGGUACCGUGUUUUGUUAGAGGAGCGCCUGGAUUUCACAUGCCGCAAGAUCCCCAGGUCCCCUGUGUUCUGAUUGGCCCUGGGACUGGAAUUGCACCUUUUCGGAGCUUCUGGCAACAGCGGCUCUUUGAUCUCAAAUAUAAAGGGCUGAAUCCGUGUCCCAUGACACUGGUCUUUGGUUGCCGACAGUCCAAGAUUGAUCACAUUUACAAAGAUGAGACGUUGCUGGCCAAGAGCAAUGGGGUCUUCAAAGAGCUGUUCACAGCCUAUUCUCGUGAACCAGAUAAACCAAAGAAAUACGUGCAGGACAUCCUGCAGGAGCAAUUGGCCAGCUUACUCUACAAAGCCCUGAAGGAGGAGGGUGGCCAUGUCUAUGUGUGUGGUGAUGUCACCAUGGCUGGAGAUGUUCUCAAGACCAUCCAAAGUAUUGUUAGGGAGCAGGGGAAGCUGACCGCAGAGGAAGGCGUCGCGUUCAUCAGCAAGCUGAGGGACGACAACCGAUACCACGAAGACAUAUUUGGAGUCACUUUACGCACAUACGAAGUGACCAACCGCCUCCGAUCCGAGUCAAUUGCGCAGAUUGAGGAAAGCAAGAAAGACACAGAUGAGGACUCGACAGCCCACGACCUACGCUCUUCUGCGUCUCGUCCUGUUACGGUGUCCUGAAGGAGGCAUUGCUACUGAUGCACUGAUGGGCGACAAAGGAGUUGACGCUGAAGUUGAUUCUCUUUCUCCCCUGUCCCUCCCUCAUCCUGGCAUCCUGUGGUAGUUUUCUUUUCUCUCCGUGGGCCCACCUCUGGAGCUCCCCUGCUGAAGCGUGAUGGCUUUUAACAACCUCGCGGUGGCUUUUUGCCAAAACAACAGCAACACCCUUUCCUUCUUCCUCUCGCUAAGGACAAGGCUGUCUCUGGGGGCUGCAUGAAAUCACCUCCUUUAGCGAUCCGUUCUCUGCAAGUUUGGGGCUUCGGGGUUGGAGGGCCAGGGUUUCUACCGCUGUGGCGUGCGCAACGCAGAAACUCGGAAUUCCUGCUCUACCCAAACCUCCGCCUGGCACGAUUUGCUUCAAGCCAUAGCUCGCUUUCUCCCCCCCCCCGCCCCACCUUCCCUUUCGUAUUUUGCAAUCGGGUGGGGAGAAAGGGAGAUGGCCAAUGCCUGCUUUUUCUGUAUCUCUGCUCGUGUGCGCAGCCUCUCCGUUGUUUAACACGGUGGGCCUCUCCCCUGUGAAAGAAGUAACACACUCCUCUUUCUCAGCAUGCUGUGUUCCGUUCGAACUGUCUUAAUGUAACUGCAUUCUCUGGGGCUCUCCUUCUCCUCUCCCCGUCCCUGGCAAGUUUACACAUGUCUGAGCACAGGUUCAACAGUUACCGAGAUGAAAAGGCUCUGACUGAGAAGCCACGGUGCCCCUGCCCUGCCUUCUGGGGACUUAUGCAGGGUGACAAGGUGCCGAAAUGAUGAACGCCCAGCAGAUCCUCCCAGUCGCUCCGUGGAAUGGUGUUUGUCUUCACGCCGGAUAGACAAAAAGAGAGGCGUGCACAAGAGAAGCAAAGAGAGCAAGGACCACAUCCGUGGAGCCACAAACAGAACCCAGAGAGGCUCACACAAUCCAUGCAAAAAGCUUCGGGGUGUCCUUGUCAGCCUCUUCCCCAAAUGACCGCUAAAUUGAUGCCUGGGUUAAUCAGUUCAAGGGGAAUGGGUUCAAUUGUGCAGCAGAAUCAGGGUUGGAAAUGGGGAAAAUUAUGGGGGAUACAGUAAUAAUUGGGGGUGGCUCCCUCCCCUUAUUUGCGACCGCCCCCCCCCCCCAAGGUUGCUUUUGGAUUUGAGCCCUGUCAAAUUUUCAAAACAAUUUGUGCACAUUUGACGUUUUGCACUGGAGGGGGCAUCGG